Messenger RNA from Piliocolobus tephrosceles (Ugandan red Colobus), 978 nucleotides. RefSeq names its product POU domain class 5, transcription factor 2 (gene POU5F2). Gene Ontology annotation, biological process: regulation of transcription by RNA polymerase II. Lineage: Eukaryota; Metazoa; Chordata; Mammalia; Primates; Cercopithecidae. Gene Ontology annotation, molecular function: DNA-binding transcription factor activity, RNA polymerase II-specific; RNA polymerase II cis-regulatory region sequence-specific DNA binding. The record is from RefSeq and is a predicted model, not a curated record.
AUGGCCGGACACAGGCCCUCAAACCACUUCUGCCCCCUUCCAGGCAGCGGUGGGGGCGGCCCCAGAGGGCCAGUGCCCCUGCGGGGUGACACCCUGACCUGGUUGAGCACCCAGGCGGCCCCUGGCAGGGUGAUGGUCUGGCCAGCAGUCAGGCCAGGGGUCUGCCCAGACCCUGAGGUGUGGAGGAUUUCCCCGGGUCCCCUGCCACACGACUUCCGGGGCUGGAUAGCACCCUGCAGGCCCCGUCUUGGAGCUGGUGAGGCAGGGGACUGGUUGCGAAGCCCCUCCGAAGGCGCCCUCUCUGGGCCCUACAUUGCCCUACGGAGCAUCCCCAAGUUGCCGCCGCCAGAGGAGGUCUCGGGCAUACUCAAAGAGUUGCAGCCGCUGGCCAAGGAGCUGAGGCGGAAGAGGUUGAGCCUAGGGUACUCACAGGCGGAUGUGGGGAUCGCUGUGGGAGUUCUAUUUGGGAAGGUGCUUAGCCAGAACCGCUUCGAGGCCCAGCAGCUAAGCCUUGCCAACAUGUGGAAGCUGCGACCACUGCUGAAAAAGUGGCCGGAGGAAGUGGAAGCAGAGAACCUUCUGGGCUUAUGCAAAAUGGAGAUGAUCCUGCAACAGUCUCCGAAGUGGAGACGGGCAAGCAGGGAGCGACGAAUCGGAAACAGCCUAGAGAAAUUCUUCCAGCGGUGCCCUAAGCCCACGCCCCAACAAAUCAGCCACAUUGCUGGGUGCCUCCAGCUGCAGAAGGAUGUGGUUCGAGUUUGGUUCUAUAACCGCAGCAAGAUGGGCAGUCGAUCAACCAAUGAUGCUUCCCCACGGGAGGUUGUGGGGACAGCCGGGCCUCCUUGCCCAGGGGCACCAGUGUGCUUUCACCUGGGACUGGGGCUUCCAGUGGAUAUCCUCCACUAUACACCUCUCUACUCUGCGGGGGUAGCCCACCCCUCUGCCGCAGCCACCACUGUGGGCCUCCUCAAACUUUAG